Messenger RNA from Sceloporus undulatus (fence lizard), 5058 nucleotides. It is a transcript of the gene SUN2, whose product is annotated as Sad1 and UNC84 domain containing 2. The coding region runs from base 389 to 2545 and encodes 718 amino acids. Gene Ontology annotation, cellular component: meiotic nuclear membrane microtubule tethering complex; nuclear envelope. NCBI's taxonomy places the organism in Eukaryota, Metazoa, Chordata, Lepidosauria, Squamata, Phrynosomatidae. Gene Ontology annotation, biological process: nuclear envelope organization. The record is from RefSeq and is a predicted model, not a curated record. The transcript has 18 exons. Gene Ontology annotation, molecular function: protein-membrane adaptor activity.
AGCGCAGCAGCACAAGGCCAUUAUUGUGAGCGCGAGGCGCCGUCGUCGUUGAGGCUGCAGCGCCUCCUCCUCCUCCUCCUCCUCUUCUGAGGGAUUAAUUAAUUGGCUCAAUUAAGGGAGCUUCGUCCGCCGCUCAACUGGCCUGGCAUUCUGCGGAAAGGAAGGGCUCCAAGAGAUUAUAUACAUACCCAUAUAUAUAUAUAUAUAUAUAUAUAUAAUACAUACCCAUAUAUAUGCUAUUAUAUAAGGACAUCCUUUGCCUCAUUGUCUCUUAAUUAUCAGUGGCUCGUUGUCCUCGUCGCUCUUCGUAAAAGUUUGCCUUGGAGGUCAAGAGAGAAGAAGGAAGGAAGGAAGAAGGUGUUUUGACAAAGGAUUAGUAGCUUCUUUGAUGAUGUCCCGACGAAGCCAGCGCCUUGGUGGAACUGUUCACUAUUACCAAAGUGAAGACGAUGGCAACAGCAGUAGUAGUAGAGGGAGCUCCCUGCUGGGUGGACAACAGCCCUUAUUGAAAGACAUUUCCAAUAGCCGGAGUCUGAGAAGAAAAUCGAACACUGUGAAGCAUCCCUCUCCAGCCCCCAGCCUGGGAACCAGUCCUGCUACCCACACCACCUCCUAUUACGAGUCUGUGGUCAGUGAAUCCUACUUGAAUGAUGGCAGAGGACUUUCAUUUAGAGGCAGCACUACCUUGGAUGAUCCACUGGAUAGCAGUUCAUACUGGAGCGAGGAUCUCUCCAUGAGAAGAAGAAGAGCUGGUGCUGGAGGCAUAGAAACCAGUAAAAAAAUCAAUGGGCUGGCUGAAAGAAAGAUUUAUGACACCUAUGCAUCCUCCUCUGGUUAUUCCUCUGAGGAUGACUACACAGGGCACGCUUACUCGGACCAGAAUACCUCAGGUUCUAGGUUCAGGAAUGCACUUUCCAAAGUAGGCUCUUUUUUGUGGAUGGUGGUUACCUCACCAGGACGGUUCUUUGGGUUGUUAUACUGGUGGAUUGGGACCACAUGGUACCGCCUUACAACUGCAGCCUCUCUCCUUGAUGUCUUCGUCUUGACAAGGAGCUAUCCAAUCCUGAAGAAGCUGUUUCUCUUGCUCCUAAUGCUGUUGCUCCUGACUGCAUCUGGUUAUGGCAUCUGGUAUUUUUACCCCUUUGGCCUCCGCCUUUCUAUGUUUCCUUGGGGAGCUGUGAAAUUGUCUCCUCCUGUUACCAAGAAGGCAUAUGAAGCAGGAGGCUUUGGUGUUUUCUCUGAAGCCCAGCAGCAAGUAUUGUCUCGGCUCCAAGCACUGGAGAGACGUUUUGAGACCCUGGAAGCUAAAGCAUCAUUGUUGGAACUCCAAAGGGGAAAAACAACAGAAGGGGCAGCUCUGUCACAUGAUGAUACCCUGACACUUCUGGAUGGGCUAGUGAAACGGCGAGAGACGGCCAUGAGAGAGGAUUUUCGCACAGAGACAGACCUUCACAUCCAGAGUGAGUUGGAUGCUUUCCGAUCUCAACUGCAGCAGGAUUUUGACCUUCUGCAGAAGAAAAUCUCUCAGGCUUCCGAGGAGACGGCGAGCCGGAUGAUCCAAAUGAAGGCACAAUUGCAAAGCUCUACCCAAGAAAGUCUAAUGGGUAAUUUCCGAAAGGAGAUGGACAAGCUGGAAGGACAGCUUGCAAGCCUUAACAAGGAAUUUGGAAACUUGGCCUCUGAUCAAAAGGUGUUGUCAAAACACGUGGAGUCUCUUCCGGGGCAGAUCAAGGAAGUGAUGGAAGAUGUAGAAAUCCAGUUUCCGAUAUGGCUUAGCCAAUUCCUGUCCCAAUCUAAAAAGGAUGGGACAGGAAGUUUGUUCCUCCAACAUGAUGAACUACAGGAACAGCUGCGUGUGCUGGAGCAGAAGAUUCUUGCCAAGAUCUCUGAAGACCAGCAGUUUUCUGUGCAGAACGUUAGAGUAGCACUCCAAAAGGAAGGAGUCAUAGGAGUAUCGCAAGAGGAAGUGCACCACAUUGUGAAGCAGGCUUUGAAGCGGUACAGUGAAGAUCGCAUUGGAAUGUUUGAUUAUGCACUUGAAUCUGCAGGGGCCAGUGUUAUCAGUACUCGGUGUUCAGAAACUUAUGAGACCAAGACUGCUCUGCUUAGUCUUUUUGGGAUUCCCUUGUGGUACCACUCUCAGUCUCCACGAGUCAUUCUGCAGCCAGAUGUCCUGCCGGGGAACUGCUGGGCAUUCCAAGGCUCCCAGGGCUUUGCUGUGAUUCGUCUUUCAAGUAACAUCUAUCCCACUGCUGUGACACUAGAGCACAUAUCUAGAUCCCUCUCACCCAAAGGAGCCAUUCCCAGCGCUCCCAAAGACUUUGCAGUCUACGGUUUAGAUGAAGAAGGGCAGCAAGAAGGUGUCCUCCUUGGGCAAUUCACAUAUAACCAAGAUGAAGAGCCUAUCCAGACAUUCCAUUUCGAGGAUGAAAAAAAGACUUCUACAGCCUUCCAACUAAUUGAACUCAGAAUCCUCAGCAACUGGGGCCACCCAGAAUACACCUGCAUUUACCGUUUCCGUGUGCAUGGGGAGCCGGUCUCUUAACCCCUCCUUAGUGCCAUAAUCUUGCUCGUUGGCUACCUCAAGUUCUGCGCCUCGGACUGACAAGGGCUGACAGAAAGCAGUUUCAGGAAGGAGAGCAACUUGGGAUGAGCAGUGCUGCUGCUUCUUUUGUUAUGUUGCUCGUAGAUGUGGGAAACUCAACAGCCACACUUCCUGCUCAGUUGAUUCUCUCCUGGGAAAAACCUUUCCAUGUGGAGAGGGAGAAAGAGGGCUCCUUAAUUUGGUAUUUAUAUUCAGUUGGGUUUUUUAAUGUUUUUUUAAAGCCUAUGCAGCGGUUUGUAUCUUCCCUGUCUUUACCACCCCAAACAAACAAAAUGAUUUCUGGAUGUUCCUUUAGACCAGCGGUUCUCAACCUGUGGAUCACGACCCAUUUGGGAGUCAAACGACCCUUUCACAGAGGUCACCCAAUUCAGGCUCACCCCUCCUCCUCCAGGAUGGCAGGCCUCCACUGGCCUGCCGCCACCUCAAUCAUGCAGGACUUCAGCCCUGCGUGUCACAGCUGUGGCUAGAAGUCCUACCCCUUCCCAGCUUCCCAACCAAUCAGGUAGGCCACCAGCCAGAAAAGGGGAUGUGGCUUCCAGCCACAAAGGCCACUGGGACUUGUAGGGUCACAGCAUUAGAAAGGUUGGGAACCACUGCUUUAGAUAGCCAUGUCAUAGUAACUUUCUUAGUUCUAGUGGUGUUGAUGUAAUUAUUCUAUCAUAUAUGGGGGUGGGAUGAUGUAUUUAUAAAAAUUGCCUCAGAUGAGAGCGGUUGGAGACUUUAUGGUAUUGCCUAUUUCUUUCUUGGUUUGGCAGAAAUUUGUUGUUUUAAUCCAACCAUAAAAGGUGGUUUGAUGUUGACUUUAGUGGAAGCCUAGAACACUGCACAGUAGGAAAAAAGCAGAGCUUGGAAAUGUGAGUUCUUGGCCUACACCUCCCAAAGUCUCAAAUGUAGGCCCAAAAUGAAUGUUUCAACCUCUGGGAAAAUGAACUUAUUUAUUUGAAGGGGUCUAUGGAGCACUUAAAAACUGGAGGCCCCAAUCCUGAAAUUUGGAAAACAGUGGAACAUUAAAAUGGAUUUAUUAAAUAAUUUAUUAAAAAUUAAACAAACCACUCUUAUGUCAGUAUGGAUUAUGGGUGAAACUCGUUCUCGUUGUGUGGGAGUUUUUGUUCUGUUCUAAAAUGUCUAAUUUGUUAUAGAGAAAUGGGGAAUGUGACCCUCACACCAGCAUAGACAUGCUUACAUCAAUCCUCAGUAUAUGGGGGAUGAAUUGACAAUGCUGAAUUGUGAGGAAAAAGCACUCUGUAUGUCAAUUGAGGCACUCGUAUUUAUCUCAAAUAUUCCGCAGCUGAGUCCAGAUAGUAACAGUAAAUCUUAAUGAACCUUGGCUCAAAUUAAACUUUGCAUUUGCUCCACUUGCAAUGGAAACAGCUAUGUUUUGUCUCAUGCUGCAUGUUUUAUCUCAUAUGUUGCUGCCACGCAGGUUGUGCUGCAAUACAGAUGGCUUCCUAUGGUCAAAAAGGUUUGGAUGCUUCUUAUUGAGCUGCUGUAAAAUGACUAUUAAUUUUAUAAGGCACUGUGGUAGCAAUGAGCUGUAGUUAGAAAGGGACCACUAUACUGCCCAAAACUUGCCACUCAAGGAUCGUGCUUUGAGUUUGGUCUAGAAGCCAUACAGAUAACCUGCAUGGUGUGUAUAUUUCCACCUAACUCUAUGCAUUGGUUUACUAAGUGAUGAGGAAAACCAAACCACCCUUGUUUAAUUGAGGUACUUAUGCAGAAUAAUGAAAUGAGGGUAAUUGAGGCCAGGUUCCUAUUUGACACUGGGAGAGUAUAAAGUUCUGCCAGCAUACUUUUUGAGGAAAGUGAGGAGAGAGCGAUAGCUGCCAGCUAGACGAUGAUGCAAGGAACUUUACCUUGUAUGUACAUGCUUGCACACAGUUGGUUAAUUUUGGUUAGGGAUGCUGGAUGGUAACCCAGCACCAUCCAGCAGCCAUUAUUCAGCCUCAGAAAAAUUGUUAUGAAAGGAGCUGCAGGAGACCUCCUUGUGCUAUGUUGGCAAAAGUAGGUACUCUUGAGUAAUACCUGGUUACACGAAGAGAAUUCCAGCCUAAGAAUGCAGAAGUAUCCCUCCCCUUUACUAUGAAGUGGUUUGAUCUAGGAGUUUGUUUUAAUUGGCUGUAAACCACACCACUCUCAACAUCUAAGAAAAUCUGCAGUAAAAUUCUCACUAAUGUAUGAGAUAAUAUAGAUGACCUCUCAAGUAUUUAUAAUUACACUGAGAUAUAUUACCUCUCAAUACUAUCAAAGUUACCUCUAUUCACCAACAAUGAAAGCUAUACUAAAACAGAACAUUCUUCUAGUGUGGAUACUUCAUGUUGUACCUUCAUCUAAGUGGAGAAAGACCUGUAGAUGGCUUCAGCAAUGAGCCCGAUAUGGCAGAAGGAGUAGCCCUGCAGAUGCUAAACUACAACUCUCAUCAGCCCUAACCAGCAUAGCCAGGGAUGAGGAAUUAU